UAGUCCAUAAUCGUUACGGAAAGGAGAGGCACCGGGGCUAACCGCCGCACCCAGCGAGUAAAAUUGUGAUAGUGCGAAAAAAAAUCGAGAAAAACAAUUUUUCGGCGUGGGAAAUCGGUGCCAGUCGAGUGCAAGUUUCCUUAUGAGCCGGUACGUCUAAAACUAUACAUGAAUAGAACUGUUUGCCUCGAAAAACUGCAUGUAUUUAAACCCAUGUAUUCGUGAUUCAGUUGGAACUGUUGGAUAGUGUUUAGGAAAUUCGGAGAUUGCCCCGUUGAGAAGUAGGAAAAAGGUGUGCGUAAAGUGUGGUAACCAGCAUGAACGAACUGGACACUUUGAGACAGGAAGCUGAAACCCUCAAGAAUGCCAUCAGGGACGCGCGCAAGGCGGCAUGCGAUACGAGCCUCGUGCAGGCGACCGCGAGCCUCGAGCCGAUCGGCCGCGUGCAGAUGCGCACCAGGCGCACUCUCCGCGGUCACCUCGCCAAAAUCUACGCGAUGCACUGGGGCUCGGACAGUCGGAACCUCGUGUCCGCCAGUCAGGACGGCAAGCUCAUCGUCUGGGACAGUCAUACCACCAACAAGGUUCACGCUAUUCCCCUCAGAUCGUCGUGGGUGAUGACCUGCGCGUACGCACCUUCCGGCUCGUACGUCGCCUGCGGCGGCUUAGAUAAUAUUUGCUCUAUAUAUAGCCUAAAAACGAGGGAAGGUAACGUCCGGGUGAGCAGAGAACUGCCCGGCCACACGGGUUACCUCUCUUGUUGCCGCUUCCUGGACGAUAACCAAAUAGUGACCAGUUCGGGCGACAUGUCGUGCGCCCUGUGGGACAUCGAGACGGGUCAGCAGGUGACCAGUUUCCUCGGGCACACCGGCGACGUCAUGUCGCUCUCGUUAGCGCCGGACAUGCGCACAUUCGUGUCGGGCGCAUGCGACGCCUCAGCCAAGCUCUGGGACAUCAGGGAGGGGGUGUGCAAACAGACUUUCCCCGGCCACGAGUCGGACAUAAACGCGGUGACAUUCUUUCCGAACGGGUUCGCGUUCGCAACGGGUAGCGACGACGCGACCUGUCGCCUGUUCGACAUAAGGGCCGAUCAGGAGUUGGCGAUGUACAGCCACGACAACAUCAUCUGCGGUAUCACGAGCGUAGCGUUCAGCAAAUCCGGUCGGCUUUUGUUGGCCGGCUACGACGAUUUUAAUUGCAACGUGUGGGACUCGAUGAAGACGGAAAGGGCGGGUAUUUUGGCCGGUCACGACAACAGAGUAAGUUGUCUGGGAGUGACAGAGAACGGCAUGGCCGUCGGCACCGGCUCGUGGGACAGUUUCUUACGUAUUUGGAAUUAAGGGCGGAAUCCGAGCGGGGAUUUAAAAAAAAAACAAAAAAAAACAAAAACCAACAAUGCCAAAUUUUCGUGUUUCAUUCUCACCUGCAUCACACGGUAGACACGGAAGCAUUUAAGAACUAGAUACACUAUUUUGCCAUAUUAGGUAUAUUAUAUAUUACGCAUUUUUUUUAAAGCAACUUAGUGAUGUAUAUUUCGUUUUUUUAAGGAUCUUGUGCUUUGGUAUAUAUACAUAUGUAUAUACAUAGAUAUAUAUACUUUUUUUUUGCUUCUCCACUUCUCACUUUCGUUUGUUGAUAUUUUUAGCUUGUGAUGUAAUUUUCGUUUCAUCUCUUUUUAGUUUUAGGUUUUUUUUUGUGAUUUAUCCCCUUCGCCUCCCCAACCCUAAAAUAAUUUUAUCCAACGCUCCUACAUGUUGUAUAGUAUUUGUAAGUGUUAUUUAAUUUAAUAAAAAAAAACAAACAUUCAGUA
Molecule: messenger RNA, 1810 nt
Organism: Cylas formicarius (sweet potato weevil)
Lineage: Eukaryota; Metazoa; Arthropoda; Insecta; Coleoptera; Brentidae
Gene: Gbeta13F
Product: guanine nucleotide-binding protein subunit beta-1
Exons: 7
Coding region: 318-1340 (340 amino acids)
Biological process (GO): G protein-coupled receptor signaling pathway
Cellular component (GO): cytoplasm; heterotrimeric G-protein complex
Molecular function (GO): signaling receptor complex adaptor activity; protein binding
Source: RefSeq, a predicted model, not a curated record